AUGUCGGCCGCAGAUCGCGAGGCUGAGCUUGCCCAACCCCACAACAAUGACUCCCCCGUCGAGCACAUCGUGGUGAACAGCGAGAAGGACAGUAUGUCCAUUGACAAGGAGAAUGGCACCAUCACCUCCGACGGCGAGGAGCCCACAGAAGACGAGAAGCGUACUCUGCGCCACAUUGCAGAGAACCUGCCCGUUUCCGCCUGGCUGGUGGCUGUGGUCGAACUGUGCGAGCGGUUCACCUACUACGGCAUGUCUGGCAUGUUCCAGAACUACGUUAUGCGCCCGCUGGACGGCAGCCAGGGCCGUGGUGCUCUCGGCAUGGGCCACCAGGGUGCGACUGGUCUGACCACUUUCUUCCAAUUCUGGUGCUAUGUUACUCCCAUCAUUGGUGCCAUUGUCGCCGAUCAGUACCUCGGCAAGUACAAGACUAUUGUGUGGUUCUGCGGUGUCUACCUGAUCGGUCUUCUGAUCCUGGUCUGCACUUCUAUCCCCGUUGCUUUGGAGCACGGUGCCGGCCUGGGUGGCUUCGUCGUGGCCAUUCUGGUCAUCGGCCUGGGUACCGGUGGUAUCAAGUCUAACGUGGCUCCUCUGAUUGCCGACCAGUACAAGCGCAAGAAGAUGGCGCUCAAGACCACCCCCAAGGGUGAGCGCGUGAUUAUCGACCCGGCCCUGACAAUCCAGCGUAUCUACAUGAUCUUCUACGGCUGUAUCAACCUCGGUUCGCUCUCUCUGCUGGCCACUCCCUACAUGGAGCUGUACAUCGGCUUCUGGUCGGGCUUCCUGCUGUGUCUUUGCAUGUUCGCCACCGGUACCAUGGUUCUUAUUUUCGGCCGCAAGUACUACGUCGUGCGCCCGCCGCAGGGCUCUAUCAUCACGGAUGCUUUCAAGGCCCUUUGGAUCAUGGUGAAGAACCGCAACAUGGAUGCCCCCAAGCCUAGCUGGCAAGCCGAGCACAGGGGCGUGCAAUCCAUGCCCUGGAAUGACCACUUCAUCGACGAGCUCAAGCGCGCCCUGGUUGCCUGCCGCGUCUUCGCCUUCUACCCCAUCUACUGGGUCGUGUACGGCCAGUUCUCGAGCAACUUCGUCACCCAGGCCGGCCAGAUGGAAGGUCAUGGCAUCCCCAACGAUCUGAUGCAGAACUUCGACCCGAUCUCGAUUAUCGUGUUCAUUCCCCUGCUCGAGACUCUGGUGUAUCCUCUCAUGCGCCGUUUGAAGAUUCCUUUCCGCCCGAUCACCCGUAUCUCCCUCGGUUUCGUGGUCGCCUCUCUGGCCAUGAUGUACGCCGCGAUCGUGCAGCACCUGAUCUACUCCGCCGGACCCUGCUAUGGUCACCCCGGCUGCGCCGCCUCGGUGGUCGACGGCACCGCCAUGGGUAACCACGUCCACAUCGCCAUCCAGACCCCGGCCUACGUGUUCAUCGGUAUUUCCGAGAUUUUCGCUUCCGUCUCCGGUCUGGAAUAUGCCUACACCAAGGCCCCGCCCUCGAUGAAAUCCUUCGUGCAGUCCAUGUACCUCCUCACGAACGCUUUCGGCUCCGCUCUCGCCGAAGCUCUCACCCCUGCCGCCUUCGACCCCGCCAUCAUGUGGAUGUUUGCCGCUCUGGCUUGCGCCUCGUUCACCUGCGGUAUCAUCUUCUGGCUGGUCUUCCACCACCUGAACUCCCAGGAAGAUGAUAUGAACGCUCUCGAUGCGGACGAUGAUCUCCAGGCUGAGACUGUGGCUCCUCACGCUACUGAGCCCGUCGACGCUGUUGACUUGGCGCAGCACAAGCACUAG
This is a messenger RNA of Penicillium cinerascens, 1776 nucleotides long. RefSeq names its product peptide MFS transporter. Gene Ontology annotation, cellular component: plasma membrane; fungal-type vacuole. Gene Ontology annotation, biological process: transmembrane transport. Gene Ontology annotation, molecular function: dipeptide transmembrane transporter activity; tripeptide transmembrane transporter activity. The record is from RefSeq and is a predicted model, not a curated record. Bases 1 to 1776 code for a protein of 591 amino acids. The transcript is spliced from 3 exons. NCBI's taxonomy places the organism in Eukaryota, Fungi, Ascomycota, Eurotiomycetes, Eurotiales, Aspergillaceae.